AUGACAAUCUCGCAAAUAGUUUUCUUAGGAAUAGCUUCUCGUCUAUUUGUCUGUUUACUAGCUACCACCUCCGCAUACCUAUUAGACGACUACGACUCUUCAGUCAGCACACUAUUAACCGCAAAAAAUAGUAGCAGCAGCACUGUUCUCCAAGCCUUCCUACGCUGGGACGCGUUUUAUUUCUUGCAUCUCGCCGAAGAAGGAUACGUCUAUGAACAAGAACAUGCAUUCUUUCCGUUAUUUCCCAUUCUCGUUAGAGGCAUUGCAAACUUCAUAAAAUUGUUUCCGUUGAUUUCUACUUUUAUUGUCAGUUAUGAAAGAACGGUACUACUCGUUAUCGGAGUGUUACUGUCGAAUUUUUUCUUUGUGGCUGCCGCAGUUGCUAUUUACAAUCUUAGCAUCGCCAUAUUCCACAACAAAAGAUUCGCCUGGAUCACCGCUAUUUUUUAUAUUCUCUCGCCAUCAUGUAUUUUCAUGUCUUCUUUGUACACCGAGAGCUUAUUCGCGUUUCUAAGCUUUUUGGGUAUGCGAUAUGUGGUGGAGAAGCGUUAUUGGCGAGCGGCUUUCGUAUGGGCGUUUGCAUCAUUUACACGAUCGAAUGGAAUCGCGUAUGCUGGAUUCUUUGUUUUUAAUUUAAUCUUGAAAAAGGAUGAUAUUAUUAAUAAUUUAAAUGGAUCGAUUAAUAUUGUGAAGGUAUUUUCAGCGAGACUAUUGAAAUCAAGUAUUCUUUGCGGAAUCUCCACAGUUGGAUUUGUGGUAUUUGAGAUUUACGGGUACAUGAGUUACUGUCCCGAAACCAAAACUACGACGACAAAUCCUCAUCGUCGUCCUUGGUGUGAAUCACGAAUUCCGUUACUAUACACUUUUGUUCAAACUUAUUACUGGAAUUGUGGAUUUCUAUCUUAUUACCAGGUGAAACAGAUUCCAAAUUUCUUAUUAGCAGCACCGAUGAUUCUUUUAUCAUUUUGUGGUAUAUUUAUGUACGCGAAAUAUGAUUGGGAAAGAUUUGUUUCUCUUGGAUGGAGAAGAAAUGAAUCAUUUAGUAAGAUUGUCAUCCAUAAUAAGAAAACAAAAGAAGAACAAGAAACCUCAACAUACUUCUCCUCAGAACUCUUACCAUUCAUUUACCUAUGGAUAGUAUUGCUCGUCUACGCGCUCACAUCAAUGCACAUUCAAGUGAUCACGCGAUUCUUUUCGUCACAACCAACAGUGUAUUGGUUCGCUAGUUACAUGCUAAUCGAGUCGAAAAGUAAUGAUGUGACGCGGAAAUGGGCGAAAUUGAUAUUAGGAUAUUUUGUGAUUUAUGGGUUGUGUGGAGUGAUUCUUUUUGCGAAUUUUUUCCCACCCGCUUAG
Messenger RNA from Ambispora gerdemannii, 1353 nucleotides. The record is from the annotation of a GenBank genome assembly. NCBI's taxonomy places the organism in Eukaryota, Fungi, Glomeromycota, Glomeromycetes, Archaeosporales, Ambisporaceae.